AAAAAGAGCUCAAGAUGAUCAGCCGAUACUUAUUGGCUCUUGGCAUGUGGGCUGCACUUACUAUAACCUUUUCUGCAGCUCAAAACACAACAGUUUCAACUACAACUGAAUCGUUAACAUGCAUACUUUUUCCGGAAUUACCAAUAUGUAGAACAACCACUCAAGCUACUACUACCACAGCCUCAAGAACAACCACAACAUCAACUUCAAUCGCUCCGACGACCACCAAAGAAGUAACGACAACCACUUCCACAACCACUAAAGAAAUAUCAACGACAACUAUAGUUCCAACAACCACAAGCACUUCUACAACCACUGAGGAAACUACAACGACAACUUUAUCCCCAACAACCACAAGCACUUCUACAACCACUGAAGGAACUACAACAACUUUAGCUCCAACAACCACAAGCACUUCUUCAACCACUAAGGAAACUACAACGACAACUUUAGCUCCAACAACCACAAGCACUUCUACAACCACUGAAGGAACUACAACAACAACUUUAACUCCAACAACCACAAGCACUUCCACUUCCACUGAGGAAACUACAACAACAACUUUAGCUACAACAAGCACAACCUCAUCUACAACCACUAAGGAAACUACAACGACAACUUUAGCGCCAACAACCACAAGCACUUCAACUGAAUCAAUAAUAUGUAUACUUUUUCCGCAAUUGCCAAGAUGUAGGACAACAACACAAGCUACUACUACCACUGCCUCAACAACAACCACAGCAUCAACUACAAUCGCUCCGACGACCACCGAAGAAGUAACGACAACCACCUUGGCUCCCACAACCACUGAGGAAAUAUCAACGACAACCAUAGCUCCAACAACCACAAGCACUUCAACAACCACUAAAGAAACUACAACAACGACUUUAGCUCCAACAACCACAAGCACUUCUACAGCCACUCAGGGAACUACAACGACAACCAUAGCUCCAACAACCACAACCUCUUCUACAACCACUGAGGAAACUACAACAACAACUUUAUCUCCAACAACCACAAGUACUUCUACAACCACUGAGGAAACUACAACGACAACUUUAGCUCCAACAACCACAAGUACUUCUACAACCACUGAGGAAACAACAACGACAACUUUAGCUCCAACAACCACAACCUCUUCUACAACCACUGAGGAAACUACAACAACAACUUUAUCUCCAACAACCACAAGUACUUCUACAACCACUGAGGAAACUACAACGACUACUUUAGCUCCAACAACCACAAGUACUUCUACAACCACUGAGGAAACUACAACGACAACUUUAGCUCCAACAACCACAAGCAAUUCUACAACUAUUGAGGAAACUACAACGACAACUAUAGCUCCAACCACCACAAACACUUCAACAACCACUGAGGGAACAACCACAACCUCUUCUACAACCACUGAGGAAACUACAACGACAACUUUAGCUCCAACAACCACAAGCACUUCUACAACUACUGAGGAAACUACAACGACAACUAUAGCUCCAACAACCACAAACACCUCAACAACCACUGAGGGAACAACCACAACCUCUUCUACAACCACUGAGGAAACUACAACGACAACUUUAGCUCCAACAACCACAAGCACUUCUACAACCACUGAGGAAACUACAACGCUUAGUUCUACAACAAACUCUCAAGCCCAUCACCAUCAUCAUUAUCACCAAGGUGUAUAUGGGCCUCCAGCCUUUCCACUUCCACCUCCGAUACCCCUGCCACCAUUUCCCUUUCUUGGAGCGUUGCCUGAAACUGAUUCUAGUGUGAUUGCUUUACUACCCAUUCCGCUUCCACCCCCGAUUCCUGAAUUUCCUCGGCCCCCACCAAGGCUACCUCAUCCCUUCGGAAAUUUGUUUGGAAAAUAACUUAACAUAUUCUUCAACUGAUAGUUAUGGAUCCCAAUUUAGCAACAAUUGUUGUUAUAUUUCGAU
Messenger RNA from Drosophila gunungcola (fruit fly), 1943 nucleotides. Its product is annotated as mucin-2. NCBI's taxonomy places the organism in Eukaryota, Metazoa, Arthropoda, Insecta, Diptera, Drosophilidae. The transcript is spliced from 2 exons. The record is from RefSeq and is a predicted model, not a curated record. Bases 15 to 1877 code for a protein of 620 amino acids.